Suillus bovinus is the source of this 1229-nucleotide messenger RNA. RefSeq lists its product as uncharacterized. NCBI's taxonomy places the organism in Eukaryota, Fungi, Basidiomycota, Agaricomycetes, Boletales, Suillaceae. Bases 125 to 925 code for a protein of 266 amino acids. The record is from RefSeq and is a predicted model, not a curated record. The transcript has 4 exons.
GUUUGUCCCACGCUUACUUCGUCCAUCACGUAUAUUGCUUCCUGUAUUAGAUAUCGGGAAUUCCACGGGGUUUGGAUUUUCAGGCUCAACGGUUUUCGAUCUAUGAUUAACGAAUAUAGAAGACAUGCGGACGAACAGCCUAUCUCACAGCAUUAAUAUUGCAUCCUUCGAGAACGUUAACAUGCAAUUAAAACAUCAACGCUGUGUCCUAGGACCUGCAUCAAUGUUACAGCGCAGUGUCGCAAUUGUCCACACUCCUGGGACACUAAUAAUAACAGGAUCUAUCACAGGCAUUUCCCUGUAUGAUAACUUGCACCAUUUUUUCCUUUAUAACUUUGAUACGUUAUUCAGCCUACAGACCACUGGUACCAUGCCUUCCCAUACUGGAGUCAGUGACACCGUGAUUUCUCACAACGAAGGAUCUGGCCAAGAACAACGGGCCCUCCCCGAAGUUCAUCGUUCAAUAUCCCUUGCGACGAGAUUACUCUGUUUUCUGGCGUUUGGAAACCCAUCAUUCGAUAAUCACUAUAUUUCUCUGCAAUCAGAUGAAGCCUUCGAAGCAUCUAGGAACAAGUUGAUCACUAUCCUUGCCACCACUUUUGGCGCGGCAAGUGUCCUCCUUGCCGCCAACAUUGCUUUGCUAAGUGUUGGAUCUCCUGCGCCAUGGUUUGAUUAUACAACAAUUGGCUCGUACUCUUCGUUGUUUGUGUCACUUAUGCUGGCUAUGAUCGCAACAAUAACGUCUGCCUCGAGCACGAUACGUUGGCAAUAUAUCGAUCGUCGCUGGAUUCAAGAACAACUCCAGCAAAGCGGCUAUUUUAUCUUCUCCUAUCUGCUAUCAAUAGUAAUGCCCACAUUGCUCGUUUUUUCGUCCCUGAAUUCCUUCAUACUUGGUGAGUUACUCCGUUAUUUGGUUUUUCUAUGAUCCUUCAUACAUUUUACCCCCAGCGAUGUUGAUAGCCGGCUUUUCAUCUCAAAGCACUGUCUGCCGUGCCGUCACUGCGUUCUGUCUAGCGAUAUAUCUCGUCAACGUUGCGAUAAUGGUGAUGGAAAAUAUAUGGAGAUAUAUCACAAGUAUCGAUCGCCAGUAGGAACAGCACGAGGGGAUGUCUUCGAUGUCGCGGAACUUGUCGAUUGUUCAUGCCACUGAUUCCAAUGUGCACACUGGACAAGGACACAGGACAUAAGCCAAGCUAAGCUAUAGGGCAGACAAUGCGUGUUUUGAACGC